AUGGACAAGUGUGGACCGUCUUGGAAAAGCAUUGUCAGCCUAGAACUGGCAGCAGAUCAUUACAGAAGACAGUGGCUGCAAAAAAAAGAAGAUGAGCCAACCCUUAAAAUUAAAAUAGACAUCGGAGAAGAUGUAGAGGAGCAAGAGGGCACAAUCCUCAACUUUUACAAGGCUCCAUACAUUGACUGGGCCAGACCAUUCCAAGCUAAACUACAGGGAGAUAUGGCUAUUGGGGAUGGUGUGAAUCGACACUUUUUAAGUAUGGUAAUGCAGAAGUUGCAACAUGGUUUCACUAUUGAUUUUGGACAUGCAUGCGGCACUUUGCUGUUUGAGGGCCAACCAGACCAUUUAAUUCCUUCUACCUCCCAGGUUUUGGCACAAAACGAAUUAUUUAUUGUGGCAGGGAGAAUUGUAGGCCAUUCUUUUCUCCAUGGGGGCCCUCGUCUGGCUGGUCUAAGUCCAGCAGUGCUUCAUGUGAUGUUGGGUGGAACACCCCAGACAGCCACAAUCACACUAGAUGAUGUGGCUGAUUUGGACAUCAAGGAGACCAUCAGACCGCUUUAUAAAGAUGAAGAAUCCAAGAACCAAUGCAGUGGACUCACAGAGGAUCAGAGGGCAGCUGUAAAUGAAUUGGCACUGGCAUGGGAUCUCCCUGUGUUAACAGAAACCAACAGAACUUGGCUUCUUCAUAAUCUGCUUCAACAUGCAGUGCUUGGACGAAACUCGCGGCAGCUAAAGCAGUUCAAACAGGGAUUGAAGGAAUCCUUGAUCCUGCCACUUUUUGAAUCCCGACCUGACACAGUGUCAUCGGUUUUUCCACGUCAGUCAAUGGCUGACUGCAGUGCUGAGGUUAUUCUAAACAAUAUCAAAUGGCCUGAGGAUGGAGGGGUGGCGGAUGAUGACGACAGUGGGUAUUCGGUUGAAUCCAAAUGCAGAAUAAUGGGGUACCUGCGUCAGUUUAUGAGAACAGUGUCCCAAGAGCAACUUAAACAACUGGUCAAGUUUUGGGUAGGAUGGAAGAUACCCAUGGACAACAUGAAAGUGGAGGUGGUUAAGCGGAGUACCCAAGCGGAGUACCCAACCUCAUCCACCUGCUUCCGCACCCUUCGCUUGCCUGGUUACUAUAACAGCUACACUUAA
Carassius gibelio (silver crucian carp) is the source of this 1140-nucleotide messenger RNA. RefSeq lists its product as uncharacterized. Bases 1 to 1140 code for a protein of 379 amino acids. Gene Ontology annotation, molecular function: ubiquitin-protein transferase activity. The transcript is spliced from 9 exons. NCBI's taxonomy places the organism in Eukaryota, Metazoa, Chordata, Actinopteri, Cypriniformes, Cyprinidae. The record is from RefSeq and is a predicted model, not a curated record.